UUUGUGUUUUGUAGAGAAAAUAUGUGCGACAAAAGAUAAUGGGCAACGGAGGAGUUGAGAGUUGAAAGGGGAUACAAGAAGCUUCUUCACUGAACCCUGCAAUAAACUCGCCUCCUCCUGCUGCCGCUACAUUAGAAUCAAUCAAGUUCGGAAAAUUGAGUCAUUUGGUCAGUGACACCAAGAGAGGGGCUUCUCAAAAUGUCCGCUUCUUAUAUGUUCUCUGCUUCUCCCAGGCUUGCUGCUUUCAUUUCCCCCACUUCUCUUAAGGGUAAGUCGUGGUCUUCAAUAUCAAGCAGUUGCAUGUUAACUGUCAAUACAAACAAUGGCUAUAGAAAUUCUAGGAAAAAAACUAUUUGCGCCAUAAAUAUGACUGCUGGAGGGUUGGGUGAACCGAUGAAAGCGAAGUUAGACCAUAUAAGUCAAAAGGCAAGAUCAAUUUGGGAUAGUUCACCUCAGCCAGUGAAGAGUUUCCCCUGGAACAAAGCUGCUGAAAGCUUCAUACAGCUUAUUAUUGACUUGGUAUUGGCAGUAAUGAAGUAUUUAAGUAUACCUGUAUUGGCGAUUUCCUCCUUAAGUGAGAUGUCUUACUGCGCUCAUGAAAGAAAGCUAUUUCUUAUACCAAUUCCUAUUCUAGUUGGUGUUGCUUUGGCGGGAAUCCUAAAAGAGACAGCCUUGGAACUAUCUCCACUUCUUAAGAUGCUUUGGCUGAUGAUCCGCAUCCGGACUGCUAAUGUUUUUCCUUUAUUUCCAGCAAGCAGAAGUUCCCUGGCAUCUGGUUGCUGUAGCAAUUUUCUUCACGUUGAUUAAAUUGCCAGGUCCCUAUUAUCCGUACUGGGGCCGCAUUUUAAUUCCACAUAUUGCAAAUGGGGGAUUACUGAGAACUCUAUGGUUUGCAUUUCUGUGGUAUAGAAGACCCAAAAAAGCAGCGGCAAACAUACCAGAGUCCGUAGUCGACAACUUCCCCGAACAAAAUUCAAUCUAAGUAUGCAAACAAAAGUAUUUGAGUGGUAGUGGGAGUCUAGUCCUCAGAGGUGCUCAGCAAAAAUAUGCAGAUUGUGUUGCUAGAAAACACUGAAAUUUGUAAUGUUGUUUUCUGUGUAGGAACUUGUUAUCACUGAUCUUAGCUAUCUCUGUCCUACAGAGAAUUCGAGUGUAUUGGCUGGCAGUUUUAUGUUUCUUCAAUGAGCUAAAUAUUGUGGCA
Messenger RNA from Daucus carota subsp. sativus, 1201 nucleotides. RefSeq lists its product as uncharacterized. Lineage: Eukaryota; Viridiplantae; Streptophyta; Magnoliopsida; Apiales; Apiaceae. The record is from RefSeq and is a predicted model, not a curated record. The transcript has 3 exons. Bases 199 to 807 code for a protein of 202 amino acids.